AUGACUUUGUCCCACUUUGGCUCAACAGAGACCCUCAAAGACCCCGUGGUUUCUGAGAACUCUGUCACCUCAAGCCCUACGCUCGCGCCUUCCGUGAAGAAGGACCUUUCCUUACCAUCAACACCAGCAGAGUCAAUAUACCUCGAAUGUCAAACUCCACCGCCAUCACCAUACCAUGUGUUCCCUCGAUCUCGCAAGUUAUUGAUAGUUUGCAUCGUCUCCUCCGCUGCCAUCUUCUCCCCGCUAUCUUCAAACAUCUACUUCCCAGCACUUUCAGAUAUUGCAGAUCAACUUGACAUCUCUAUAUCCCUGGCUACAUUGACGGUCACGAUAUACAUGAUCGUCCAGGGUGUUGCCCCGAGCUUUUGGGGCUCAUUCUCCGAUGUCUUGGGCCGUCGUGUUAUAUUCAUUGGAACAUUUGGCGUAUACAUUAUCUCGAACAUCGCUUUGGCUGUCUCUACCAACUAUGGCGAGCUCAUGGCGUUUCGAGCUCUGCAGGCUGCAGGCAGUGCAGCCACCAUCUCAAUUGGUGCCGGUGUUAUUGGUGAUAUCACCACCUCAGCGGAGCGAGGCAGUCUGGUUGGAAUAUUUGGGGGUGUCCGCAUGUUGGGCCAAGGAAUAGGGCCAGUCUUCGGCGGAAUACUUACCCAUUAUCUCGGCUUCCGAUCAAUCUUCUGGUUCCUGGUCGUUGCCUCCUCAAUCAGUUUACUCACCAUCAUAUUCUUCCUGCCCGAAACCCUCCGCCCCAUCGCCGGCAACGGGACCGUCCCCCUAAAAGGCAUCCACAAGCCAUGGAUCUACUCCAUCCGCGGACAGAAAGACGCAAAACAAGACUCCACACCAACCGAGAAGAAGACCAAAGUCACACCAAAAACCGUGCUAGCACCCCUCACUUUCCUCGCCGAAAAAGACGUAUUCAUCACCCUCCUCUUCGGCAGCAUCGUCUACACAGUCUGGUCAAUGGUAUCUUCUUCCACAUCCGCUCUCUUCGAAGAAAAGUACGGCCUGAACUCCAUGGAAGUCGGCCUGACCUUCCUCGGGAAUGGCUUUGGCUGCAUGUCCGGCUCCUACACAAUCGGCUACCUCAUGGACUUCAACCACAAGCGGACAGAACGUGAAUAUUGCCAGCAACAUAAUCUCCCCAUCGACACACGCAUCAACUCAAAAACCCAUCCGGACUUUCCAAUUGAGUAUGCGCGCAUGCGCAAUACUUGGUGGAUCACUGCUAUCUUCGUUGUUUGUGUCGCUGUCUAUGGAGUCUCGCUCCGGACGCACCUGGCAGUUCCGAUUAUUCUGCAAUUCAUCAUUGCCUAUGGCUCCACUGCUAUUUUUACUAUCAACAGCGCGCUGGUUAUCGAUCUGUACCCCGGUGCCAGUGCUAGCGCAACGGCUGUGAACAACCUGAUGAGGUGCUUGAUUGGCGCUGCUGGCGUUGCCGCCGUUCAGCCUAUGAUUGAUGCUCUUACUGCUCAGUUUGCAUUUGCUUUGCUUGCUGGCAUUACCGUUGCCAUGAUUCCUCUUCUUAUGGUUGAGAUGAAGUGGGGAUAUAAGUGGCGUCUUGAGCGGUAUGAGCGUUUACAAAAGGGCAGAUCGGGUUGA
Molecule: messenger RNA, 1599 nt
Organism: Penicillium bovifimosum
Lineage: Eukaryota; Fungi; Ascomycota; Eurotiomycetes; Eurotiales; Aspergillaceae
Product: MFS transporter
Exons: 4
Coding region: 1-1599 (532 amino acids)
Biological process (GO): transmembrane transport
Molecular function (GO): transmembrane transporter activity
Source: RefSeq, a predicted model, not a curated record